Messenger RNA from Trypanosoma rangeli, 1128 nucleotides. RefSeq lists its product as uncharacterized. The coding region runs from base 1 to 1128 and encodes 375 amino acids. NCBI's taxonomy places the organism in Eukaryota, Euglenozoa, Kinetoplastea, Trypanosomatida, Trypanosomatidae. The transcript has a single exon. The record is from RefSeq and is a predicted model, not a curated record.
AUGGGCCAAAAAGUAAUAGUGCGAGGUUGGUGCGUUCCUUCAGCACAGGGGGUGAGACUGGAGCGUCCUGAAUUUUUGUUGCGAUACAAAACGCCGCAGCGGACGGCGCUGGAUGGCAUGUGCCUGCGUAAAAACCAGCGACCGCCUGGCGCGGGGGCGGAACGGGGCCGUGCCCCAGAAGCUGAGUCAACUGGAGAGAGGUUGCAGCAGUCGCGGCAGCGGCAUGGGACAGCGCCGGGGAGUUCGCUUUUCAGCGCCAAACCGGGCAUUGGCGGGGGCGGCCGUGUAGAGUCCGUGAAGCUCAAGGCGACACCAUCGUCAGCAACGAGGCUGCCGAAGCCACUGAUCCCAACACAAGAGGAAAAUAAAGCUCGGGUAUUGACCAGGGCCGCUGCGACCGCCACUUCCGCGGCUGGAUCUGGCGGUGGCGGUGGUGGUGGUGGUGGUGCUGCUUCUGCUUCUACUACCAACUUCGUCAAGGCGACAGCCAACACCAAAACCAAUAACUCAACGGCCGCCGCACACACUGCCCCAUCGGGUACACCACUCACAGAACUGGAGACUGUCAAGAGGUGGAAGGACGACGAAGCUCACCUUGAGCUAAGAACAGUUGCAUCUGUGGCGUCCACUUCACAACGUCCUGUGCCCAGUGUCAAGGAGUGCGAAAUUCCUCUCAAACAGUGCGGGACUCCUGUCAAGCAGCUUGUAACAAAACGUCUCAGUACUGGAUUUACGGUGACACCGUGUUCGAAAAGUAUUGGGGCCUUUUCAAAGUGGGGGCGCACGGAGGGUCCGGUAACGGACCACACACAGAAUAAAGGCAGCAUCACUGUUGUGGAGGAAAAGCGUGAGUGGAGUACCGACAUGUUCAUGCAGAGCGACAUAUGCACUGUGAUGAGUGAGCAGACGACGCCACCGUUGAAUACUAAAGGGGAUGCUGGGAUACAGAAACCAACAAGCGUGUCAACUCCAAGUAAUUCCUCCCUAGGGGCUCCUUCAGCAGUGCAGUCUCCACUAUGUAGUAGUGCGAAGAAGAAGGCGGAGGUGUUGCAGCAGCUGCGGCAGCUACGUGAGGAAAACCGAAGGGCACUGAAAGCGGCCCUGAAUCAUCGGCGAACAUGGAAAUGA